AUGGUCAAGCGGGGGAUCAUACCGCUGCUUGUGGAUUCGCUGAACCGGAAGCAACGCGACCUCGUGCAUGUUUGUAUCUCCUUCCUCUGGAAGCUUAGCGUUAUGAAUAAGAACAAGGACGAAAUUGUCAAAUGCGGGUUUCUAUCGAAGGCGACACACCUUCUUCAGACGUUCUUGGAAAAAACCAGUUGUACGGCACCCACGAUUACGGUCCUUCUCAAGACACUUUACAACUUGAGCUUCGACCCAGCAAUCGCCGCCGAUAUGGUGGACUGCGGCAUCUUAUCUCGCGUGGCAGACCUGGUGGCGAUUCCAGCUGUGAGGCCGGCUGCAAUACGCGUCCUCUACCAGCUAACAAUUGAAGCUCGAGGAAGCUCGCUGCUCACGUUCCACAAGUCCGGCAUCCCACUGUUGCUGGACAUCGCCGCCGCAACGCCAAAGGACGCCUGCAUAAACGAGUGA
This is a messenger RNA of Toxoplasma gondii ME49, 462 nucleotides long. RefSeq names its product Kinesin-associated protein. Gene Ontology annotation, cellular component: axoneme; ciliary transition zone; kinesin II complex. Lineage: Eukaryota; Apicomplexa; Conoidasida; Eucoccidiorida; Sarcocystidae. Gene Ontology annotation, biological process: microtubule-based movement; cilium organization. Bases 1 to 462 code for a protein of 153 amino acids. The transcript has 3 exons. Gene Ontology annotation, molecular function: kinesin binding. The record is from RefSeq and is a predicted model, not a curated record.